Molecule: messenger RNA, 10956 nt
Organism: Mycena citricolor
Lineage: Eukaryota; Fungi; Basidiomycota; Agaricomycetes; Agaricales; Mycenaceae
Source: the annotation of a GenBank genome assembly
CGCGGACCUGCUAUGAAGCGCGCCUGUAAGCUAACAGCCAGGGAGCAGAAAAACAACAAACUUUGCGCCAUUCAGAUUUCAUACGGUAAACCACAGUGACUUCGAUGUGGUCUGUAUCCAGAUAUCCAAUUUCCGUUGGUACCGAGGUACAUGCCCUUGUCCCGAGAAUGAGGACAGGAACAGCGCACAGCACCCACCACUUUAACACUUACCCCUGGGGCACGCGUCAGUAACGAGACCAUUUACCUGGAAGGAAGGGAAACAACUCACAGCAGCUGACGACGGAAGAAUAUCCGCAUCGAGCAGACAGUUGGCGAGUGUGGACUUGCCGCUGCCUGUCUUGCCUACGAGGCCAUACCGAUAUGAUGGAAUUUUCAACCGCCGCAUUUUCUCGGCGUGGCGUUCCCAAACUGACAACUGCUCUUGGGGCACGGCGUUGAGUUGCUCAAGGAAACCCCACAAGUCUUGUCCGCUCUCCACGACAAAUUCCAGAAUCUCAGCCACGCGAGCCGUGAGGCGAAGAACGCCUUGAGAGUUGCGACAUUCUACCUCGCAGUCCAAGAUCGCGUCCUGCCCCGUGUCCUCCUGUUUCACGUUCGCAUUAUGGUCGUCUUGCAUGGUAGUAUUGAGUGUGCGUGGAGGGAGAUGAUUGAGGUCAACAAUAUAUCAUUUCACACAAGUGGGAAAGGCAACGGAGAAGGAUGGCCUCAGAAACGGAUUUGUCGAACAAGUUUCCUAAACGAGAUUAGAAGCUCGAAUGCUCAAGGGUCAGCCUUAGGGAGAAAAAAAUAUAGACGCGAGUUAUCACACAAGUUCAGCUAGCUGACGGUCAUCCAGGAGGAUCCAUACUAUGCAGACUGGAAGCUGAAUCGCAUGGGGCUCCCGUACCAACGAACUGAACCAAGUUGAUGGAACAGUGGUCACUGUCCUGAGCCAGAGCGUGCACGGCACAGCCACAUCAAUAAGCUUCUCUUCGCCCACGAUCAAGAUGUCUGCCUGGGAAGUCCGCAUCUCGUCCUCGCGCGGGACGCCGUAUUUCUUCAACCCCGCCACUCGCGAAUCGCUGUGGGACCGCCCCGCCGAUCUCUCUGAGGAACAGGCCCAAGCGCUCCUCAAAGCCGUGCCCGCGCCCAAAGGCAAGGUGCGCGCGAGCCACCUCCUCGUGAAGCAUAACGGCAGCCGCCGACCCGCGAGCUGGAAAGAGAGCAACAUCACACGUUCCAAGGACGAGGCCAUCGAGAUCCUGCGGGGAUUCCAGACGCAGAUCGGCACGGACGGGCAGAAGUUCGGUGAACUUGCCAGUGUGCACUCGGAUUGCUCGUCUCAUGAGCAGAAUGGCGAUCUCGGAUACUUUGGCCCCGGGCAGAUGCAGAAAGCUUUCGAGGAGGCCGCGUACUCGCUUGAACCCGGACAGAUCAGCGAUAUCAUCAGCACGGAUAGCGGAGUGCAUUUGGUCAUGCGGACAGCCUAAACGUUGGGCUGUGUUCGAACAGAAACAUUGAAGUACAGUAAAUUGCAAGUGUAUGUUAUAUGAAUGGGUUGAUGAGCAAUCUUAUCUACGAGCGAUCCUAAAUCGCCCGCCUACUCGACGAAAGCUGCAUCCGAAAUAUCACGGGGCACGAGAAACUUACAGUCACAUGUGCGUCCAUGGUCUGGUUUCAGGUGAGUGCAUAGAAUAAAUAGAUCGCCCCUCUACUUGCACUCGUACUUCGAUGUCGACUAUUCGUGUCUCAAAGAUCCUGGUGCAUCCUAUCAAGAGUUGUCGCGGAAUCUCGGUCGACCAGGCUCGGGUAACACUGGAAGGUCUAGAGUACGAUCGCCAAUGGUGCAUCAUCAACGCUGGCGAUGGCUCCGUCAUAACUGCAAGAGAAGUCUCCAAGAUGGUGUUGAUCACUCCACAUAUCGAUCAAGACGCCCAAGUAUUGUCUGUCUCGCUAGGCGGGCCGGGAUCUCCGGUCUUCUCAGUGCCGCUAAAGCCCACUCAGGAUGUCCUUGGCACCUGGACGCGAGUCGCAGAUGUGAUGAUGUUUGGCGCGUUUCCAUUCGAUGGGUACAUCUGCGAGGCGCUGCCCGCGGACAACAUGAACGUGCAGACAGUGUCGGAGAUGCUGUCCACGUAUUUUGAGCGGCCCGUGCAUCUCGUGUACAAGGGGACACAACCGCGCAUCUGCGAGCCGACGUUCACGCACCCGGCGUUAGAUGCGAGAACCGUUUUCCAAGAUCUCUUUCCUUUGAUGGUGCUCUCCGAGGAGUCGACGACGCGAAUUGAGGAAGAGCUCCGGACACAUGUGGGGAAGCAAGGCGUGGACGAGUGCUGGAAGACCGAGCGCUUGGCAACAGAAAGGUUCCGACCUAAUAUUGUCUUUCAGGGAGCAGGUGCUUUCGCGGAGGACUCCUGGAAGGAGAUCGAGAUCGGCUCAGGGCCCAAGAUCAGUCUAGUGUCAAAGUGUACACGAUGUCUGCUGCCAAACGUUUCGCCAGAAACCGGAGUGCGGGACCCUGCCGUGCCCUACAAGACGUUGAUGAAGUUCCGGACAGGUUUGGAUCCGGUUUUGAAAAUGAAGCCUUGCGUCGGAGUAAAUGGGGUACCGUUGCGAUUGGGAGAGUUGAAGGUUGGAGAUAUUGUAGAGCCCAGAUGAGAUGAGUUUCCAAGUGUCGAACUUGCUGUUGGCUUGCUCAGCGACUCGGGAGAAUUUGGGUGAACGUGACGUGGCCCAUAAUCAGCGGCUGUGCUGAUGGCGAAUCACCCACCUUGUACCUGAUUGAAGCCGUCGGAUAUCUCCAUCACACCGACAAGCUUGGCUGGAAUUCCGACGCUGUCUUCAUUCAUAAACCCCAGGGCUCGUACGUAUGGCUAAAGGCAAAUGGCCGUUUGGACCGUCAGCCCCUGCCUCCUUAGAAACAGCCCAGCCCGAGCCCCUUGCUAUCGUGUCCGCCGACACUAAGAAAUUCGGACUCGAGAAUUUCGGAAAUACCUGCUACGCCAAUUCCGUGAUCCAGGCACUGUACUUCUGUGGGCCAUUCAGAGAUCUCUUAAUCCAGGCCAACGAUUCGUCCGCCAUCGAGGAUUCCCCUCAAGCGCCACCGACACCAGCCCCAGGCUCUCUUGCGCCCGUCCGUCGCAAGAUAGACAGACCUGCGGACAAUGGGGUCGUCCUCCACCCCCCACUACCCACCAUCCCUGCGAACCCUCCCAGUCUGUUCUCAGCGCUCCGCUCGCUUUACGUGCACAUAUCUACGAACCCGCUGGAGAAGGGCACCGUCGCGCCGCGCGCCUUCAUCGACAAGCUCAAGGAGUUCAACGAGCUGUUUCGCUCCACGAUGCACCAGGACGCGCACGAGUUUCUCAAUUAUCUGCUUAAUAAGAUUGUAGAGGAGAUAGAGGAGGAGAAGAGGGCGGGUGACAAUGGAGCUGGGAUACCGGACGAUCUCUCCAACUCGGCCGCCACGCUUUCCACCAACAACUCGGGGACCGCCCCCCACAAUGCGACUCUGGUGCACAAGCUGUUCGAAGGUGUUCUUACAAGCGAGACCAAGUGCUUGACAUGCGAAAACGUUUCUUCCCGCGACGAGUCGUUCCUCGACCUGUCUAUCGAUAUCGAGCAGAACGCCAGCGUCACGGCGUGCCUGCGCCAAUUCAGUGCCAGCGAGAUGCUGUGUCAGAGGAACAAGUUCUUCUGCGAUGUGUGCUGUGAUCUACAAGAGGCGGAAAAACGCAUGAAGAUCAAGAAAUCGCCCAACGUGCUAGCGUUGCAUCUGAAGCGAUUCAAGUACCAGGAGGAUCUUGGGAAGCACGUCAAGCUGGCGUAUCGGGUCGCGUUUCCGUUUGAGCUACGGUUGUUCAAUACGGUGGACGAAAUCGAUGAUGCUGACCGGCUAUUUUCGCUGUUCGCGAUUGUCGUGCAUAUCGGAACCGGUCCGCACCAUGGACAUUACAUCUCCAUCAUCAAGACGAGCGAGGCUUGGCUUGUCUUUGAUGAUGAAAACGUCUAUCCGAUCACCGAAGCUGACAUCCCCAAGUAUUUCGGGGACUCAAACGCGGGCUCAGCGUACGUGCUCUAUUAUCAGGCCGUCGACAUCGAUCUCUCUGAGCUCGGGCUGCAAGUCGUGCCGAUACCUGUGCAUGCUGGAAAGAGGUACUCGCCUCCAGACUCGUCGCCAUCCGUAGGCAGCAAUCCUCUUCUCCCUCCGGGAUUGGUUGAAGAAGCUGAGCUCUCGGACACAAGUGACCCUGUAUCGAAUGCCCCUCCUUCUCCCGAUGUCACGCCGGUUGAAGAGUAUGCACUUUCUCCGCCUCCCAAGGCGAAGUUCCUCGCUCCGAGACGGACUGCCUCGGUCUCGACGCGGCCCGGAACCAGCAACGGUGUCAGCGACGAUGACCCCAAGCCGUUCACACCACCGCCUCCGCCCGUUUCAGUGCCGGCGACUCCGAAUGGGAAGCAGAAAGAGAAGGAGAAGACCUCCCGUGGGUCUUGGUUUGUCAAGAGGAAGAGCUUCCGGCUGGGAGACAAGUCACGCGGGGACACCACUGUCGACGAUGCGCCGCCAUCGCCGAUCGCAGCGACGGUAUCACAUGCGUCCUCGUCGACAUGGCUAUCUUCGUCCGACAAGAACUCUCGGAGGCCAUCAGAGUCCGGGCUGAUCGACUUGUCACGGACGGCGCAGACCCUGUCCGCUGCCAGCACACGACCCAAGUCGAUAGGGACCGGUCACGCGUUCAAACCGGACGAGAGUCAAACAACGAACGGGUACGACAGUGGCUCCGCCUCGUCGUCCUUCAUUCCCGUGACCGGCUCGACGUCCGUUUUUCCGGCGAUGACACCCAUACACUCUCCGCCCGUGAUCGAGUUUCCCCCAGCAAGGAAAUCGUCGCUGCAGCCGUUAUCACAGCCCCAGCCGCUGCCCCUAUCGCUCGACGCCCCGAUGCACAAAAAGUCCCUCUCGUCCCUUUCCAAGCCCCGAGCCCCACCACCCACCAAGUCCUCGGCGCGUCCAACAACCGCUGGCCCGAUACUGGAUGCGCCGCCCUCGUCCUCCUCCCGGCCGCUCCCCCCGGUACCGCCAGCAACGGACGAGGAGCGCACAUCCGCGGCGAGCUCGAUGGCAGACGCCGACGAGCGCACCGACGACGCGCCCCUGGAGCUGCCAUCAAGCCCGAUCGCACUCGAGUCGCUAGCGGGCGGGAACUACAGCACGUCGAGCACGUCAAGCAACGGCAGCGCGCCACGGCGGGCGACGCGCAAGAUGAGUCUCAGCUCGCCGUUGCUGGGGAGCCUCGGAUUCGGGAGGCGGGACAAGAAGGAGCCGAAGGAAAAGUCCCCCAGCUCGUUCUAUUUCGGCAGCAGCAAGGCAUAGCGGGUGCUGCUACUGCUGCUGGCUACUCCUGGGAUGACACGGACGCCUCUUUUCGCGAUUUUUAUUCCGUUCUUCGCUGUUUCAUCCGUCCCGAUGUUUUGACCUAGCAAUACUAACUAUCCCGCCUUGUAUUUUACUCGCGAAGGAAUACCUCUAUGGUGCCGCUCACACUAAUCGUAGCACUGUAUAAUGUAUCAACUGGCCGGCAACGCGUGUGACAUGAGCACGUUAUUGUGACAAUCCGCGUCCGUGACGUCUUGGUCUGGGUUGGUCUGGUCUGGUCUGUGCGCUAUGCACGUUGCAGGUGGCCUGCUACUUCGGCACACCCAUCCCGACGAGCUUAUGAUGCUUCCACGAGCGGAACCGGUCAUCCACCCGCGCCGCCGACGAGAAAUCGAUGAUGUGCACGCGUAAUUCGUCGCCGCAGGCGAUGCACAGCCGGCCAAUCGUCUCGUCCCACGUGAUGGCCGCGAGCCCCAGGCUCUCGACCUUGCGACGGACGUUCGCCGGGAGUGUGAAUGAGCACUGCACAUGUCAGCAAGCGUGUAUCAGCGAUGGACACCGCGCCACUCACGUAGAAGCUCUUCGAGAGCUCAGGCCGGUUUCUCCUCGAGAUCGGCUCCGCGGGGUCUUCCGGCGCCCGCUGGGCCCACAAUGGUUGCAGCUGCGGCGAGAGAUAGCGCUUGAUACCGAGCAGCCGCGCGUCCUCCUCCUUCUCCGUCUCGAGCGUGUACAUCAUCGCCCUCGACGCACCCGCCAGCACGUGCGUCGCAUACGGCAUGAAGUUCACGUGCACCGUCUGGGGGACGACGUAUUCGAGCGAGAACGACCACGUCGACGGCGCGUCGGCGUGCCGCGUUUCGGUCGGCCAGAUGAGGUAGUGCACCAUCCCCAGCGGACCCGCCGUCUGCCCGAACAGCGAAAUCGGCGCGGGCUCUGUGGGCUGGGACGGCAAUCGGGGAUGAUCCAGGCCGAUCGACGGCGGGAUCGGGUCUGACAGAGAAAAGCUGGUGUACUCGCGAGGGUCGACUAUCCACCUCUCGUACGGGUGCACGACCACCGGCUCGACAUGAGACGGAUGCGGAAUCCUCACUAGCUCUAGAAGAUGCUCAUGUUGCGGUCGAGAGUGGUUCGUCCGUUCCUUCACAACAUCCCGCAGGACGAGUACAUCGUUCUGAUGAGGCAACACGCGGAUAGCCCAGAUCUGAUGGUCCUUCGAGGAGUCAGAAUUCCACACAGGCAGAACGCACACAACACCAGCUCACCGACUCCGGUAGACCCCCGUAUCUAGAGAGCUUGAUCUGCCACUGCGUCCUUGCAUCGAGAUCGAGAACGACGACCACGUGCGGGUGUUUGACAAACGACAUAUGCGCCUUGCCGUCCUUCUCAAAUAGCGAAAGGCACGUGAUACGGGUCGUCGUUUCCAGGUACGCGACCUGACAGAACGGAGGACCGGAAUCGCGGGCUCUGCGGACGUAGUCUUCUGAGCCAGGCUGCAGGCGGGGAUCGACCAGUUCCUCCACAUCGUCCAUCGCGAUGAACUGGCAUACGGUGUGGAAGAUGAAGGGAUGCGGUGGGUCGAUAGCGUCCGAGUCUCGAAAGAUCGAGGGGUCGAUACUAGAUACAUUGAGUGAACCGCACCAUAGAGUGCAGCCGAGAAAACUCACUCGCACUGAACCCCAUCAUCAUACGUCCUACAAGUGUACCCAACCAUGAUCCCAUUCCGCCCUUGGAACCGCAGAUACCGCGCGUGCAUGUUAUACGCCUUGGACCGGGUCCUCAUCCGCGCAACCGCACUGCUGCCCGCAGGAUGGUCGAGCGACACCAGCUCGAUGUAGUACCGCUGGCUGGCGACGUCGCGCAUCGACACGAGCACAAACUUGCCGCCCGGCAGGAGGGCCAUGUCGAGGAUGCGGUAGUGCGCGUCGUGCCGCCAGUAGCGCUUGACCUUCGGCGUGUCCGAGCGCCAGUUGUCCUCGAGCGAGAGCGCGCGCGUGACGAGGUGCUCCGCCUCGAAGUCCGUCGCCUGGAGUGCGUAUUUGAACGACGGGCGGAGCGGGGGUACGGGCGUCUUCAUGCGCUCGAGAAACCGCUUCCAGAUGAUCGGCUCGUGCGUGAGGAGGAAGAAGGUGCGGUUGACCGCGCGCAAGGACAUGAUGUCCUCGAUGGGCAGGUGGAUGAAGAUGUGGUCAACGAAGAUGUCGAAGGAGAGGCGCUGAAUGUGGCAUGGUUUUGGAGUCCAUGCAUUCCGGAAGAGACUGGGGAGGUAAGAGGUCAGAGAUGACAUGAAGUCAAGUGAUUAGCGCUCAACGCCGGUGGGAAAGAAAGGAAGUGGAAGUGGAAGUGGCCCAGUCUGCGCAGCAGAGACAGUAUCGGACAGUAUGAGCGACGAGGGGCGUAUCAAGUCCGGCCCUUACGUUUUAAAAGUAUGUGCUUCACAAGUGAGGCGUGCCCAAGAACAAUAACAGCCAUUUUAGGAAUAAGGACCCGACCAGUCGGCGCACAUUAUAUGGCCGCAAAGAUCCGAGAGCGCUCUCAGCUCUAGCUCUAGCAGACGCUGAGCUACGUGGGUGCAUGAGCCAUUUCGAGUCCUCUGCUACGGUUCACCGUCAGCGUGUUCGAAAAGAGGCGUUGAUCGACAUGGUGGUGACACUGCACGCGUGACGUCACCACACGUGGUCCUCGUCGCUUGACGCGCAUUCAGUACUAGGACAUCUAUCUCAACAUAUCAUGACUUCUCUCGGGCUGGAAAAUUUGCAGUGAGCUCAUGACAAGCAGCGCAUACACUCAAUAUCUGACGCGAACUCAGCUCACGCGCCAGCCGUCAUUACUGUCACACCCACCAAGCUCAACUCGAACCAAUGCGCAUUCGACAUCCAAUACAGUGACUCAUAAAUAUAGUGACCUCCUCUUCCACCCAGGAUCUAAUCCAGCUCGUCGAGGCUGCCCUGACGCGGGAAGAGCUUCUCGAUCUCGGAGAUGAUACCCUCCGUGCCUUGGGUGGCAGCCAAUCCGGCGAGGAGACCCGCGACGCCCUUGCCGACGGAGGAUCCGACACUGACCGCGCGGGCGGUGACGUCCCCGCCGCCGUUGAGGUCGUUGAUGUAUUCCAGGAGGGUGUUGACUUCCUCGUCGGACAGGUCAGCAAGCGCUCGUUUCGAGGACGCGGGUGUCGACGAGGAAGAGCUGCUUGUUGAUCCUCAGCAUGCAUAAUACUACGCUGACAAGACUCGGGAAGGAGACAUACCCGAAGAGCUUGGCCAGGAUGGCGGUGAUGCCAAGACCCCCGAUGGCGGACCCGAUUCCGUCAGCAGCCCCGGAGCCGAUGAUUUUGCCCAGCGUGUCUUUCUCGACGGUACCGAUGACCGACGCAGCGCCGCGCUUGCUUGUGGUGUUCGCCCCCGCGGCGCCGGCGAUGCCGUUGACCGCCUCGACGCCGACGCCGCCAGCAACGCCGCCGAUGACAGCCUUCUUGAGGACACUCGCGAUACCCUCUUCGCCGGCACCGAGCAACUUCUCGAGCAGGCCGGCCAGACCGGCCCGUGCCUCCAGAUCACGACUGGAUCGUUCAAUAAGAAGUGGGCAAGCGAUGGAUAUAUAUUCAAACUUACGUGGCCGGAGUGCUGCUGCUGGAGCUGGAGCUGCCAGCUCCCUCCAGAAGGCCGAUGAGACCGGUGAUGGCACCACCGCUGAGGACGCCUUUGCCGAACGACUUGAGGAUGUCCGACAAGGCCCCAGAGGGCAGCGACAGCCGCGCCUCGAGAUCGCGGAGCUCCAGUUCAGGGGCAGCAGCAGCCGGGACGGGUGCAGCAAACGUGGGAACGGCCGAAGCGGCCAGCAGAGCAGAAACGAAGAUCGACUUGGUGUACAUGCUGCUCGGAAGAAGAAUAAAAGUGGAUGUGGUUUUGAAAAAGAAAGCGGCGAAAGAUCGAAGAUUGAAAAAAAAGACUGGACGGCGACAGAUCAGGAAAUGGAGAAGCGCAAGUGCGAGAGAACUCACUACGCAGUAUCUGAGAGACCGAAGGAAGGAAGGGUGGCUCAAGUCGUUGAAGCUGGCGCCCUUUUAUAGCCUCUCGUGUCAUCAAUCUCACCCCGGCCUAGUUGGCAGAGGUGCGGUGCCAUAGAGAUGUACGUGGAAUUGACAUGUGCAGAGCAUCAGCACGCCCCAAUUCAAUUCGAGCCCUAGUCGCACUGGGGACGGCUACCAACUUUGAUCACCCAUCCUUCAUCGCACUGGUGCAAUGCAGAGUAAUCCGUUAUCGAGGCCAGGCCUGUGAUUCAUCGGUACUCUGCUGUCGGGUCUAAAAAUAGGUGUUGCAGACUGAAGGAGAUCAGACACCCACCCAUGUAGAUUGUGCUGGAUCCGGCUUCGGAUGCAAUGGGCCACUGGAUACCAUCGGAAACACUGGACGGAGGGUCCGCGAUGGCAUGUGCACGACUCCCCGGAGCCAUAUGUUCCCAUUCCGGUCCAAUACCAAACCUCGGCGUCUCGAAAUGAUCCGUGGGCACUGGGUGUUCCAGCAUACACAGUGCAGGAGAAAAGAGCUAGCUCAGGAACGUGUUUCAUUCUUGCUCCCGCAGACGGAUCCCGGGCGACUGGCAGCAGCCCGCCGCCGAUAACACCGUAUCGAGCCAACCGCUCGCAGGGUGGCCUAAGCGGGAAGCAACCCAAGACACACAUACGCCGCAUGCCACAGACAGUCUCUCCAGACGAUCUUCCCGCUCGCAGGUGCAUGUGCAGUCCUCGGACUCGCGGCGCUUGACAACCGCGCACGGCAGCAUCACAGUUCAUCAUAGCUUCAAGCACGGAGGCGAUGUCAGCCCGGCCGUCUGCAGCCGCGCGAGAGGACAAGGGCGGGUAUAUUGCAGACCAGAAAACAAGAUAAGGAGUUGGGGCGAUGAUCCCAUAUAGCCAAAGGAGACGACGUGUUAGAUUGAAGAUGUAGCCUUGCAGAGCCUUGAACGCGGUGCUGAUCGGUGGGUUUGAGCCAGAAAUUCAAUUCACUAUCUUAACACCCGACCUGUUUCGAGGUGCAUGCGCUGCCAGUCCACAGACUCCAGAGACGAUGAGAGGCAUUGAGAGCCAAGAUCAAACAGGAAACACGUGACAUCAGCUCGAGAUACUGUAAUGGCUGAGCGCUGAUCCCCGAGUGACUUAGAACCACAUUUACAUACUUGGUAACAACAGGAAAUCGGCACCUUCAACGAUACGACACAGCAUUCUGGAACCGAUUAGUUUAUAACUCACAGGUAAACUUGAAUGACUGAGCAGUAAUCGAUCAGUUCAAGGCCCGGGGGGAAUUCCACACCGACCCGAGUCUGUCUGACUCUGUCAGGGCGGUCCGUGAUAGAAAGCGAGCGGAACGACCCAGAAGUCUGACCCGCAAGCCUAGUUCACUUCACGCACGGUCAGAUACAACAUAGACCCCCCCAGUCAGAGGCAAUUGAUUGGGCCAUCAUAUACGUCUGAGUCUGAUACACUAUGUAUAUACACAUAUUGGAUGGAUUGGUUGCAGGCAGACGACGCAGCACCGUGUAUGGCAAGGACAUCAUGGAGCCUUCAACUCCGGGGCAUAGAAUACAUAAUGGAUCAUCACACAA